AUGGAAUUGAACUGCACUUACCUGAUUGUUGGAGGAGGAAUUGCAGGCGUUUCUUGUGCCGAGGCGUUGGCUUUUCUGGCGGAUCCCAGCGAUAGCAUUAUUCUGAUCACAGAAUCAGCGAUGGUUAAAGCUACUGUCAACCCAGUGCCACUGGGAAAAGUACUAACGCAGUUUGAAGUACAAGAAAAGAGGGCUGAUACAUUAGGUCACAGCAUACAAGCUUUGGAAGAUCAAUUGCAAAGAAUCGAGAGUGAUGCCAAAUAUGUAAAAACGUCCAAUGGCAAUAGAAUAAACUACAGAUAUCUGUGCGUGUGUACCGGAGCCCGGCCGAAAUUAAUCGAACAGGCUGGCGGGAAUCCCAACGUUAUAGGGAUUCGAGAUACGGAAUCGGUGCAGGAAUUCCGGGAGCGGAUCAAAUGCGCAACUCGACUGGUUGUUGUCGGAAAUGGAGGUAUUGCUUCGGAAAUAGUAUACGAGAUAAGUGGUGUCGAGAUUCAUUGGGUUGUUAAAGAUGAUUACAUCAGUUCUACAUUUGUGGACUCUGCUGCAGCUCGAUUUUUUCAAGAGCGAUUAACCUGCAAAGGAGAGGAAAAGUCCAUCGUGAAACGAAUGAGAUAUUCCGAACAAAAGGCCGAACUCAGCGUUGCGAAGCAUGGUGCCGCACUGGGACCAGAUUGGCAUCGCACUGUAAACAUCGUUGGGAAGCUAGAGAAUGUCCCAAGCUCUGUGAAGAUUCAUUAUUCCGCUGAGAUUGAGGAAAUUAUGCCACAGAGCAAAGGAUUUCCCUUGAAGCUACGCUUGUCUAAUGGGGACGAAGUUGAGUGCGACUUGAUAGUGUCCGCGACGGGAGUAACUCCGGCAGCUAACUUCACUUCGGACCACGAAUUCAAGCUGGGACCAGAUGGGGGAUUGUUUGUGAACUGGGAAAUGGAAACUUCACUGAAGAACGUGUUUGCCGCUGGAGAUAUUUGUUACGCUGGUUGGGAGCAUGCUCGGCACUGGUUUCAGAUGCGACUGUGGACGCAAGCCCGGCAAAUGGGUGCAAUGGCUGCACGGGCGAUGGCAGCCAGACGAGCUGGCGAAACGAUAUAUCAGGAUUUCUGCUUCGAAAUGUUCAACCAUGUGACGCAACUUUUCGGAUACCAAGUUGUUCUGCUGGGUCGUUACAACGGGCAAGGUUUGAACGACAAAUAUGAGGUGUUACUGCGGAUGACACCGGGACUGGAAUAUAUCAAAUUCGUGCUUGUCGAUGGUCGGCUUCAGGGCGCUAUGCUUAUCGGAGAAACGGGAUUGGAGGAGACUAGCGAAAAUUUGAUCCUAAAUCAAUUGGAUCUGACUCCGUACGGAGAUGAUCUGCUGGAUCCAAACAUUGAUAUCGAAGAUUAUUUUGAUUGAAGACGCUGAUUGGUUUUGUUCAUUUUUUUCUAUUGAUGGAAUAAAAAAUAUAUGUGUAUUACACAAA
Molecule: messenger RNA, 1462 nt
Organism: Toxorhynchites rutilus septentrionalis
Lineage: Eukaryota; Metazoa; Arthropoda; Insecta; Diptera; Culicidae
Gene: Pyroxd1
Product: pyridine nucleotide-disulfide oxidoreductase domain-containing protein 1
Exons: 1
Coding region: 1-1395 (464 amino acids)
Molecular function (GO): oxidoreductase activity
Source: RefSeq, a predicted model, not a curated record